This is a messenger RNA of Drosophila mojavensis, 1021 nucleotides long. It is a transcript of the gene Trs20, whose product is annotated as probable trafficking protein particle complex subunit 2. The transcript is spliced from 2 exons. The coding region runs from base 97 to 516 and encodes 139 amino acids. The record is from RefSeq and is a predicted model, not a curated record. NCBI's taxonomy places the organism in Eukaryota, Metazoa, Arthropoda, Insecta, Diptera, Drosophilidae. Gene Ontology annotation, biological process: endoplasmic reticulum to Golgi vesicle-mediated transport. Gene Ontology annotation, cellular component: TRAPP complex; cytoplasm; nucleus.
GGCAACGCUUGGAGAUCAGCGUAGCCAGAAUUUCAAUCAGCGGCAAAUACAUUUUAGUAGUAUCUGUGAAUUUAUUUAUUUAAUUUAAUAUUCACAAUGUCCACUUACUAUUUUGUUAUAGUUGGGCACAAUGACAAUCCCAUAUUCGAAAAAGAGUUCAGCACAGUUAACAAAGAACAGCGCAAGGAGGAUCACAGGCAUCUUAACCAGUUUAUAGCGCAUGCUGCAUUAGAUUUGGUAGAUGAGCACAAAUGGAAAACAGCUAAUAUGCAAUUGAAAAGCAUAGAUCGUUUUAAUCAAUGGUUUGUGUCCGCUUUCAUUACAGCGUCACAGAUACGCUUCAUCAUUGUGCACGACAAUAAAAACGAUGAGGGCAUAAAGAACUUCUUUAAUGAAAUGUACGAUACGUAUAUUAAGCAUUCUAUGAACGCCUUCUACAAAAUUAACACGCCCAUUAAAUCGCUGAUGUUUGAUAAGAAAUCGGAUAUCUUUGGGCGCAAGUAUUUGUUAUCGUAAUAUACUAAUUGUAUUAUAAGCAUUUGUAAUAAAAAUUCAAUUAAAACAAACCAUUCUAAAACACAAAAAAAAUUCGAGUCAAAGAUUUUAUUGUUAAACAAAUUAAAUGAGAAAAAAAGGCCAAAGCAUGGGACAUACUUAGGCACAAAUAUUUCAUUAAUAAUUCAUACCAUACAUUCAUAACACUUGCCGUUUAAUUUUUAUUUAAGUUUUUUAUUUAGAAAAGCAGUUUAACGACAAAAAAAAAGUAUAAACUUUCAGUGGAUUUCUUGAAUUCUCAUUUCGUAUCAAAUCUAAAACGAUUUAACGCUUUACAAUUUUUAAAAUAAUCUAUGGGUGUGUGGUUGAAUGUACGAGGUAUGAAACGAUUUUUAAUUAAAACGGCGAUAUUGUAUGGAACUUUAGCAAUAUCUUGUUGGUUGGUGCUUAAUGCUUUUUGUUCUUUCCAUGGCGCUCAUAUUUAGUUUUGGAAGAGUGCCACAAGAUGAGUGGAAUGGCCAAAGAA